CAGGGAUUUGGCUUUAGGCGCCCAUCAAUGUCUCAAGUCACGCGGAUACGUAGGGCCACGCAAUCAAGCGCUAAACUUCGAGCUGUACAGUAUCAGCCUCAAUUGCUUUCCCUUUGUUCAUCCAAAAUGGCCGACAUGGAUGUCUUCGCUGCUAUGGGAAUCUCUGGCUUCGGUAAAUCGAACCAGAAAAAGAAGCUCGACCCCUCAAGAUUUGAUAAAAACAAACGAAGCGAGGUUCCUGCACCUGUACAUGCACCUGUCACGGUAUCUCUAGCGGGCUCAUCUUCUUUGCCAGCAGAAUACAAGGGCGAGAAAAGUGACGACGAAACCGAUAUUGGACCUUCACCACCUGCCCCUCAAACUUCAACAAAAGAUGACAACGAGGAAGAACCAGAAUAUGAUCCUGAUGACAUGGAGAACGACGAUGUAGACAAUGAAGUUCCUCAAUUUCCAACAACACACGAACUUAUACUCAAAGACCAUACGAAAGUGGUAUCAGCUCUAGCGUUAGACCCUUCUGGCGCUAGGAUAGUCUCCGGCUCCCAUGAUUAUGACUGUAAAUUGUGGGAUUUCGGUGGUAUGGAUACGAGGUGUAAGCCUUUCAAGAGCUGGGAGCCAUCCGGAAGCUAUCAUAUUCAUGAUAUCAAGUACUCGAACGAUGGCCAGAGGUUUCUGGUGAUAUCAGGAACCCUACAAGCCAAGUUGUAUGAUAGAGAUGGAGAAGAACAAGCUACUUUCAUAAAGGGCGAUCCUUACAUCCGUGAUAUGAAAAAUACCGCUGGACAUGUAGGGGAACUCUCUACCUGUGCAUGGCAUCCCAAGGACUCUCAAUUAUUCAUCACGUCUUCCGCAGAUUCCACAAUUCGAAUUUGGGAUGUGGAGAAUAAACGAAAGCAAAAGACCGUUAUCGUGGUCAAGUCAAAGGAACGAGGUGCGAGGACCAAGGUUCUUUCAUGCGCUUAUUCUCCCGAUGGCGGAAUGAUUGGCGGAGUAUGCUUGGAUGGGGCAUUACAUAUGUGGAAUACGAGCUCCAAUUUUGUAAGGCCGAACCUCAGUAUCGAAAACGCACAUGUGAAAGGGACCGAAACCGGGUCAUUAGUCUUUUCAGUCGAUGGAAGGACGGUCCUGACCAGGGGAGGUGACGAUACCGUGAAGCUCUGGGAUUUAAGGGCAUUUAAGAAACCUUUGGGCACUCGCUCAGAGUUGCCUACGCUUUAUCCCAAUACGAACGCUAUCUUUAGCCCGGACGACAAGUACGUUGUUACAGGGGCAGGUGCGAGUGUCAAGGGUGGUACGGGACGACUAUUGUUCAUGCGUAAAGACAAUUUGGAGAUUGAAAAGACCUUGGAAGUCGGUGCUACACCUGUGAAGGUCUAUUGGCACUCUAAAAUCAAUCAGAUUGUGACAGGCCUGUCGAAUGGCCAGAUAUGUGUGCUGUAUUCGCCUCAUACAUCGUUGAACGGCGCAAAACUGUUGUUGAACAAGGGUCCACCGAGGAAGGUAACAAUCGAAGACAUGUCAGAUGCACUCGCUGCUCCUGCUAUCCUCACUCCACAUGCUCUUCCGAUGUUUCGAGACGGAGAUGGUAUUGUUCGAGGUGGCAAACGAAAGAGGGAGAAGGACAGGAUGGAUCCCAGGAAAAGCCGAAGGCCAGAAUUACCCGUUACAGGACCUGGAAAAGGAGGUCGAGUUGGAGCGAGUGCCACGCAACAUGUUGUGCAAAAUCUGGUGCGGGAUACAACGCGGGACGAAGACCCUCGAGAAGCACUUCUUCGAUAUGCGACAGCUGCUAACGAGGACCCUCAAUGGACAGCAGCUUGGAAUGAAAAUCAACCACGACCAGUAUUUGCGGAUGUUUCUGACAAUGAAGAUGGAGAGGAAAAGUAGGAUGGAGCCGACAUUGGUAGGCAACGAGAAAGAGAAGGAGGCACAAAGAAUCCGAAUGGAAACAGGAGAUAAUAGCUCGCUGAUGGUCCGUGCGCAGGGUUGGCGCGUGAUCAAAUUCUUCCAUAUAUAAGGCAGUAAGCAUAUAUCAAAGCCCCAAAUCUGACCCCCCUAAUUUUUUUCC
This is a messenger RNA of Lentinula edodes (shiitake mushroom), 2068 nucleotides long. Its product is annotated as transcription factor. Bases 28 to 1887 code for a protein of 619 amino acids. Gene Ontology annotation, biological process: regulation of DNA double-strand break processing. Lineage: Eukaryota; Fungi; Basidiomycota; Agaricomycetes; Agaricales; Omphalotaceae. Gene Ontology annotation, cellular component: site of double-strand break; nucleus. The record is from RefSeq and is a predicted model, not a curated record. Gene Ontology annotation, molecular function: protein binding. The transcript is spliced from 11 exons.